This is a messenger RNA of Pelecanus crispus (Dalmatian pelican), 634 nucleotides long. NCBI's taxonomy places the organism in Eukaryota, Metazoa, Chordata, Aves, Pelecaniformes, Pelecanidae. The record is from RefSeq and is a predicted model, not a curated record.
AUGGCUGUGUAUGUGGAUCAUCGAACAGAAGCUCCCGAUUCAGUUGCCUCCCCUUCUCAUAUAGCAUGGCACCCACUUCAUCCACUCCUGGCAGUUGCUUCUAUCAGCACAGCAUCUGGUGGAUGUGUGGAUAUCUAUCUGGAACAGGGAGAACAUGUGUCCGAUGCACAUGUUGAGAGAAGCUUUCAGGUCACAUCGCUUUCCUGGCACCCUUCCAGACUUAUUCUUGCAGCAGGCUGGGAGACAGGAGAAGUUGUGAUACUUAACAAAGAAGACAAGGAGCACCAUGCUGUACCACCAAAUCAUAACGCCAGAAUUACAGUCCUAAACUGGAGUACAAAUGGUACCCGCCUUGUGUCUGGUGAUAGGCAUGGUGUCUUGGUUCUAUGGAGAAUGGACCAGCGAGGCCGAGUGCAGGGUCCUGCCCUGCUGAAACAAGAGUAUGGAAAAUGUCUGUCUCACUGUGUCUUUCGACCACCCCCUCCUGGCGAGGACUUUGUACAACUGGCAAAAGCAGCUGUGGGUGGUGAUGAGAAGGCCUUGGAUAUGUUUAACUGGAGAAAAGGUGGAACAGGAGUACCUCUGAAAAUGGGACUCCAGGAAGGACUGUCCUUCUUUAUCACUUUGACAGAUG